Mycena citricolor is the source of this 1215-nucleotide messenger RNA. The record is from the annotation of a GenBank genome assembly. Lineage: Eukaryota; Fungi; Basidiomycota; Agaricomycetes; Agaricales; Mycenaceae.
UGGUCAUUCAAUCUCGUCUUGGCGCUCAUCCUCAUAUCCUCAAAUCUCAAGACAUCCAUUUCGUCAGCUUCGGCUGGACUCAGUGACGUCAAUAAAUCUUCUGGUCGUAUCCGGAACCUGUUCACUUAUCGGUCUACGCGCCACGAUCCUUUACUAUCAUGAUCCCGAUCACUGUCUUUACCGGAUUCCUUGGUGCAGGAAAGACUAGCGUCAUCCUGUCACUACUCCCCCAACUUCCCAAGGACUAUAAGGUUGUUUUGCUGAAGAAUGAGUUCGGAGACGUAGAAGUCGAUAGUAAGCUUGCUGAGCAAUCGAGUCUGACUGCUGUUAGCGAAAUCUUGAAUGGAUGCAUGUGCUGUGUCUUGGUCGGCCAGAUGCAGACUGCUUUGUUGGAGAUCAGAGGUCAACCUCCUCGCUGUACUUGAAGCAUGUCCAUAACUUCAAUAUAGAAAAGUUCCAUCCGGAUCGCAUUAUCAUCGAAUGCUCAGGAUCCGCUUUCCCUGCCACUCUUGCGUUCCAAAUUCGGGAACUGGAGCGUCAGACCGACGGGGAUCUGAAGCUGGAUGCGAUCGCGACCGUCAUCGAUGCCGAGAAUUUCACCGGAUAUGAGGACACGUCGCCGACAGCCAAGAUGCAGGCAAGCUAUACGGAUAUCAUUCUGAUUAAUAAAUGGGAACUGGUGAAUGACCGCAAGCUGGACACCGUGCUGGAUCAUCUGCACACAUUGAACGACUCAACCCCCAAAAUCCGUUGUCGCGGACGAGACGGUGUGGAUCCCAGUCUCAUUUUUGGUCUGCAGUCCAAACUAUUUCUGGACGCGGACACUCCAGCGCCUGUUCAUAACGACGAGGUUGAGACCGUGUCAAUCGGUGGCCACAAGCAUCAUGACCAUCCUCACGAAGAUGCACAUCAGAUCGAGCAUGCGACAGAAGACAUCGACGAGGAAGUGCUCACGGGCGCUCUGUCCCAGCUUUCGAAGGAAUCGGUCUGGCGCGUUAAAGGGUUUAUCCGGAUCAAGGGGAAGGGAACAUACAUUCUCAACUGGGCUUUUGGGCGGUUCGAUUUGACCGUCUAUAGAGAUGACGACAUAGAUAUGCCUCCCGUCAGGCUCACGGCAAUGGGAGAGCGGGGUGCACUGAAACCCUCCAUUCGUAGAUUCUGUCUAGCAUUAAAAGUCCAACUAACGUAGAAUGCAAUCUAACUGCUUACUUCAAA